Messenger RNA from Gongylonema pulchrum, 201 nucleotides. The record is from the annotation of a GenBank genome assembly. NCBI's taxonomy places the organism in Eukaryota, Metazoa, Nematoda, Chromadorea, Rhabditida, Gongylonematidae.
AUGGAAGUGAUUCCGCACGGGUCCGCGGUGCUUGGUAUCCAAACCCCUCGAUCUCAUGGUGCACCGCUCACGCCGGGCCUAUGGUACCCAGCUGGUAGCACUGGCCGGCCGGAAGUGGGUGCCCGUAUUCCAAUGUCCAGUGCGCCUGUAAGGCCGGACGAUGAUGGCCUAAGUCACACAGAUAACCCUAUAAUGCUGUAG